Molecule: messenger RNA, 873 nt
Organism: Lathyrus oleraceus (garden pea)
Lineage: Eukaryota; Viridiplantae; Streptophyta; Magnoliopsida; Fabales; Fabaceae
Product: squalene epoxidase 1
Exons: 3
Coding region: 1-873 (290 amino acids)
Biological process (GO): sterol biosynthetic process
Cellular component (GO): membrane; endoplasmic reticulum
Molecular function (GO): squalene monooxygenase activity; flavin adenine dinucleotide binding
Source: RefSeq, a predicted model, not a curated record
AUGUGCUUUGUUCAAGAGGGACCAAGCACGAAAACCGAAGAAGGUGCUGGUGUUGCUGGUGCUACUCUUGCUUAUACACUUGGAAAGGAUGGACGGCGAGUGCAUGUGAUUGAAAGAGACUUGAGUGAACCAGAUAGGAUUGUGGGUGAAUUGUUACAACCUGGUGGAUAUCUAAAGUUACUUGAGUUGGGUCUUGAAGAUUGUGUGGAUGAAAUUAAUGCACAAAGAAUCUUUGGCUAUGCUCUUUAUAAGGAUGGGAAAAACACCAAGUUGUCUUAUCCCUUAGAAAAUUUUGACUCUGGUGUACCUGGAAGAAGCUUUCAAAAUGGUCAUUUCAUACAACAAGUGCGAGAAAAGGCUUCAUCUCUUCCAAAUGUAAAAUUAGAACAAAGAACCGUCACGUCUUUACUCGAAGAAAAUGGAACCAUCAAAGGGGUAAACUAUAAAAACAAGAGUGGACAAGAGUUUACAACAAAGGCUCCUCUCACCAUAGUAUGUGAUGGUUGUUUUUCUAACUUGAGACGCUCUCUUUGUAAUCCUAAGGUUGAAGUUCCUUCUCAUUUUGUUGGAUUGAUAUUGGAGAAUUGUAACCUUCCAUAUGAAAAUCAUGGACAUGUUAUCUUGGGUGAUCCUUCGCCAAUUUUGUUUUAUCCUAUAAGUAGUACCGAGAUUCGAUGUUUGGUCGAUGUGUCUGGCCAAAAACUACCUUCUGUUGGUAAUGGUGAAAUGGCUAAUUAUUUGAAAACUGUGGUAGCACCUCAGGUUCCUCUGGAGCUGUAUACUUCUUUUAUAGCAGCAAUUGAUAAAGGAAACAUCAGAAGCAUGCUGUUAGCAGCCUUUAUCAGGAUGCUAGAAUCAAUGAAGCUACUAUGA